GGGUUGUAUCUGUUUUAUCUGCAUAGAAUUUGUUGGUUCUGGCUUCGUUUUUGUCGAGGAUACAAGACUUGACUUUUGGAAAAAACAACACAAACAUUCUCAUCUCUAUGUUUGUUCAAUUAUUCGGAUUGAUGAGUGCAUUUUAUGUGCAUCUUUUAUACGCAGUUCAGUCAAAUUUCUAGUUAGUUACUUGCAAUUAUUCUACUGAGAUGUUUUGUUUAAUUAUGGAUAUCUUGUGUUCCUACAAGUUGGAUCACAUUUAUGAUUGUAUUUUGUGGCAUUGCUUGAUGAUUUUUUGGCGCAAAGACUUUAGACGCUGUCAUGCUGCUUUAAAAUUACACCAAUUGCCAUUCAAAGAAGGUUUAAAGUUCUUUUUAAAGUAAGGACCUCUAGCAGUAGGUGUGUGUAUAUAUAUAUUUAUAUUUUUUUUCCUUUGAAAAUACCGUCACAAAUACAUGUGAUGGAUUCCCGGUGAUGUUCUCAUAGACUCAUGUAGCCGACUCCAAACUUUUGGGAUAAAGGCUCGGAUGAUGAUGAUGAAAAUACCAUCAGUGUUAUGUAGGUUAAAAACUAAGAUGUUCACUGUCCCAUGUUUUUAAGGAAGUUGAGCAAAAUCUUAGAAAGGCACCUUAUUGAAGGAAUUUAUACACAUUCCAUAUGACAGAUUUUACAAUCUUCUUCAUAGGGAAACUCAUUAUCCAUUGACUUAUGCUCUUCUUAUUGAAGGAGUUUAUAUACAUUCCAUAUGACAGGAUUUUACGAUCUUCUUCAUAUGGAAACUCACUAUCCAAUUGACUUGUACUUUUCUUUUACUAAUACAUUUUUAUAUGGUAGUCUUUAUUGGGAUACCUAACAUCCAAACCAUGGUAUUCGCUUUCAAACGGAAGAAAUCAUUGAAAGUGUAUAAUUUUCUUUGGAGAUACCGAGAAGUGCGGGCGCCAGAAUUGUUGAACUUUCUAACAAGUUAUUUUGUUUAUCAUUUUGAUUUUUAGAAAUUGUUUCUGGUUCUGUCCUGUUGGUUAACAAUGAGAUCCCCAUUUUGGCUUUUAUAUGCUUACAUUAUUGUCCAAACUGCAAAUGUAGUGUGCAUGUAGUGAAUAUUUUCAUUGGUAAGUUUCUAUAUGCGUGCAUUCAAAAAGUUUCAAUAUGCAUGCAUUUUAUACAUACCAUUUUGGCAUCCCAAGGGUGUAUAAAUAUGUGAACAGUGAGGGGUCCAUUGUGGUUGAUCUUACUGCAAAUGAUGCUCGAUCAUCUACUACUGUUAGCGUCUUGGUAGUGGAUUCUGAUACUGAACGUCUUACAAUUGUCUCAGAUAUGCUUUGCAGACUUGAAUAUACAGUUAUAACUUCUAAACGUUGCUGACGCAUUGUGCGAGAGACAGAAAAUGAGCUUGAUCUUAUUCUGUGGGAGACUUUCUUACCUAAUGUGGAAAUAUAUGUAUUCUUUGAGACACUAGAACAAACGUCCAAUCUGCCAAUAGUAGUUAUGCCAGCAGAGAAUGAUAGCAAAAGCAUACGAAGAAGAUACCAUAAAGGGGCAGUGUUUUAUCUUGUGAAACCACUCAUGAUGAAUGAUGUGAAGAACCUCUGUCAGUUUGCAUAUCAAUACUAUACAUAAUGACGGAGACCUCGCAUGGUAAUCGAUUACAUGAAGAACCGAUCCCCACUCUCAAAACAGGGGUAUAAUGGAUGGUCGUGGAUUCUUCGCGAUCCAUGUAAUUGUGCUCUCAAUUUAUUCAUUGUUAUUGGGUAUGGUUAUUUGGAGGCGCUACUACAGAGGCACGUUGAAAUGACUGCCGAUGAUUUCAUAUUCCUCUAUAGCUUGCUGUCUAUUUUCCUCUCUCGAAGAGGCUCUUCAUCUGAGAUCUGCUUUAGAUAGGUAUUAUUAGAUUUCUUCUUAAGGUUGUUAAUUUCCUCAAUUUUGUUUUUCAAAAAAAAUGUCACUGUCGAUCACCUGGUGAAUUAUGUUGAACAGCUUCAGUUCCUUAUGGUUAUUGUGUUGUGUUUGGUUUUAGGGUAUUUUUUUAUAUUGAAUUAUGUUGUUGCCUGUUGGUUUAUACUAUUUUGGAGAGAUGAACUAGAGAGUGACCCGAAUUCUCCAAGCACUAUCAAGAAUUCCGGGGUGGGAUAAAAUUUCUAAUUAGUUUUUUUACCACUCACAAAUCCAAUUACAAGUUUUGACAACUAACGAAGACAUUUGCUUGCAAUUUUUCCAAAAUUAUCUGGCUUAUGCUUGUCCACUUUUAUAGCACAAGUGUUGAAGAAUGUGGAGUGGCCAGGCUAGAACAAUUUCCUUUCAAGGUCGAGGACUUCCACCGGUUUGAUGAGUAAAGGCUCAGUUUUAACUUUUUCUUUAUUGCAUUCGAUUUUGUUUUAUAUCAGACAUGAACUGGCCUCAAGAAACCAUCAAAAAAUUAUUUUUCGAAAUGCUAAUGUAUUUAGAUUUGCUCUUGGGUUCCGAGUUUAGUCUGAUCAGGACCUUCAGGUUGGGACUUGGAGCCUUAUGUAGCUUGGGAAAAGCUUCUUCAACAACAGAUAUCGUUGACAAAUGGACUUCAAUCUUUUGAGGUAAUUGUUUAAAAAAUAAUGAGACUCUUGCGUAGUGUAGAUACUAGAUACUUCUCCUUGCAUCUUACUGCUGGCAAUCUGAGUUAAGCAGACAGAUCAUCCGAGCAGGUAUUAUUUUAGAUUUUUAUCUUUUCUUUCAUCUGGUUUAUAUCACUUAUUGAGUCGUAUGAUCAUAAUAAUGAUUCUUGAUUCAAGAAAUUCAAAAUUGGAGAUUUGGAGUGUUAUGUGGGGAAAAACAAAGCUUAUCCAAAGAGAGACAGAAGUCAUGGUUUCAGACGGUGAUUUCAUAACCUCUCCUGAAGUGAGCCCAAUGAUACUUGGAGAGGGAAGGAGAGGUCGGCGGCGUAGGGACUUCCAAAGAGACAUUCUUCUAGGUAUUGCUUCCCUAUCAAGGCAUGAGGUUACACAUGACCUUUUUCAUCAUAGUUUUCAAUUUCCAUUACAUGUACAUGGUCAAGAGUCUCAAUAAUGUCAUAUAUAUUACUAUAAAAUAAAAUAUCUCCUUAACGUUAUAAGAAUCGUCACCUUGAGUUUUAUUAUUCAUUAUUCAUACGCGACGUGCGGAGCGCGGGUAUACAUCUAGGAUCAGUAAAACGGAAAGAAUGAUGCCUAUGGAAUAACUAUGCUGCUUCACUGAGGGGUCACAACAUUGUGAGUCCGAGGCUCAAGAGUCUGUUGUGACAAUGGAGAAGCAGGUUUUUGCAGCAAAAGUUUUGCUAUGUGACAGAGGAAAUGAGCAGGAAGAGAUGGAUAAAGAAGGUUGAGAGACAAUUUGGAGGUUGUGAAUCGAGUAUAAUUUGGACAGAUGAGCUGCAUGAGAAGUUCCUGCAAGCUCUAGAAGAACAGGGCAUCCAAAAACAUUCUUGAGCAUAUGAAUGUCCAAGACUGAAGAAAGAAAAGGUUUCAGCCAUUUACAGCUCUCAAAGGAACAAAGACUGUCUAAUGUGGGAGAUUCCGGCUUUAGUGUGACCUAUCACCCAAAAUUGUUCAACGAUACGAUAUGAGGACAACAUUAGGAACACUUUCUGAUGCCGCAGCUAUCAUCAGUGCUUCCACCAGCAUGACAGGAGCAAGAGGAGUUUGUUGGUAAAAGAGGAGUGUGGACACUGAAUGAAAACUGAGUGAGCCAAAACUCAGUAUUCACCAACAUGAAAUAUGAGGAGCCCUUUCCUGAUGAAAAUACUGACGAUGACGCCCCAUCACCCGUGGGUGUAAGGGUUUUGCUUGUGGAUGGUGAUUUUACAUGUCUCGCAAUUACGUCAGAAAUGCUUCACACACUGGGAUAUAAGGUAAUAACUGCCAAACGAGCUGCUGAUGCUUUGUGCAUCGUGCGAGCAAAGGAAAAUGAGCUCGACCUCAUUCUCACUGAGAGUAAAUUGCCUGAUAUGGAUAAGUAUAAGUUUCUUGAGACAAUUGAACAGAUCUCCAAUUUGCCAAUUGUCAUUAUGUCAGCUGAUAGUGGUAACAAUGCCAUAUUAGGAGGCUUCUUGAAAGGGGCAGCCUUUUAUCUUGUGAAACCACUUGUGAUGAAAGAUGUAAAAAACAUCUGGCAGUUUGCAUAUAUGAGUAAAAGAGAAAAGAAGAUGAUGGUAAAAGAAGUUGGCAGCUUCAAGUAUGACGAUGAAUCAGGUGACGAUCUUGAAUGUGUCAGGAAUACAGAAAAUCAGGAUUCUCUAUUGGGCAAACGAAAAGAGCCUGAAGAGAUGAAUAAAGAGGAUGUAGAAGAUGAUUCGGGUUUUGAGAAGAAGAAGAGGAAGUUAGUUUGGACACAUGAGCUACAUGAAAAAUUCUUGCAAGCUGUCAAAGUACUAGGUGUUGAUUAUGCUCAUCCAAAGAAAAUUGUGGAGCUUAUGAAUGUCCAAGGACUAAAGAAAGAACAAGUAUCAAGCCAUUUACAGAAAUAUCGGCUCUCAUUGAAAAAAUGGCAUCAUGCUAAACAAAACACCAUGAGGGUUGAUUCUGCUGAAUCAAGUUCAUCGCGUUAUCCUUUAUCAACAAGCAAUCUUCAAGGUGGAUUCUUAAAAUUAUUUAAGCCACAAUGCAGGACACCAACAUAUCAACCAGAAUUCAGAAGUUAUUUUCAGGAGAAUAUCAAAGCUCCAAUGUCUAUACCUUCUCAUGGUUCCAUCUGUCUCUCCAACCGUGUGGGCCCAAACCCUAAUUGGGUGUCAAAUUUUAUUUAUGGACAGUCAACUCUACAAAACCGUCAACCACAUAUUUCUCGUCCCCAUCAGUUUGAAUUUGAGAUUGCUGCUACAGGGGAGUCAUCUGGCUUUGACCAAAUGGGAAAUUAUAUUUCUGAAGAAUUUCUCAAGGGAUCAAUGCCACUAUGUAACGUGGGCAGUUUCUCAAGUGCUACCGAUCGCCCGACAUUGUUUAACAAUCAACAGGGACAAUUUCUCUCGCAACAAUCAUCAUCAGUGCUGCCACCACAACCACAGGAACAAGAGGAAUUCAAGGGUCAUAGAAGGGAAGUUGAUGAGUUGCUAGGGCUAGUGAACGAGUCUUCCUUAUUUUCACUUGAUGGGGAUUUAAUUAAUCUCUAGUAAAGGGUGGAGUAAAGUCUUAUUUUGCUCACUAAAUGAGAAGCCUCUUUUCAACUCAAAAUGGUCACUCACAGAUGGAAAAAUUUUCAAGGUCACUCCGACACCGGAGUAAUCCAUGUAACACCAGAGUGAUGACGUGACAUUUUUUAUUAUUUAUUGUGCAUAUGAGAUGGGAUCUUUAAAACAGGGGAUGAUUGUAAAAAAUGCACAAUAAAUAAUAAAAAUGCCACGUCAUCAAUCUGGUGUCAUGUAUUACUCUGGUGUCGGAGUGACCAUUUUUGAGAAAUUUGAAACAAUAGUGAUUGAGUAGAAAAGAGGCUCAUCUUCCAGGGGGACCAAAAUAAGACUUUACUCGUAAAUGGUGAAUCCGCAUAUUGGUAGUGAAGUCACCAAUUCAGGUCUUAAAAAUUGUAUUAUCUGCUGUUGUUUCUUUUUCACCAAUUCAGGUCUUAAAAAUUAUAUCAUCUGUGGUUUUUUUGUAUGCAUGGAAGGACUCAUUUGGUUGCAUUCACCAUUGGUUGAUAAUUUACUAUAUAUAUUUGCUUUUAAUUUUUAUAUUGUG
Messenger RNA from Tripterygium wilfordii, 5675 nucleotides. Its product is annotated as two-component response regulator ARR14-like. Gene Ontology annotation, biological process: phosphorelay signal transduction system; cytokinin-activated signaling pathway. Bases 3716 to 5113 code for a protein of 465 amino acids. The transcript has 13 exons. Lineage: Eukaryota; Viridiplantae; Streptophyta; Magnoliopsida; Celastrales; Celastraceae. The record is from RefSeq and is a predicted model, not a curated record. Gene Ontology annotation, molecular function: DNA binding.